GUGGUGGCGCGCUUCGCCGCGUCACAGCUGCUGCCGGCCGCCGAGCUGUUUCCGGACAAGUUAUCCGACCUGGGCGGUCGCAAGUUGCGCGCCGUCACCUUUCACUACCCGCCCAAGAAUGUGUUCGAGCGGAGGCCGGACGGUAGCUGGCGGCACGGCGGCCUGGAGACGGUGCUGGUCCAGACGUUCGGCACCGUCAUCAACUACGUGCCCGAGUUUACGCGGCCGACAGACGGCGGCCUGUGGGGACGCCACGAGGAGGACGGCACAUGGAGCGGGCUGGUCGGCGACCUGCACUACGGUCGCGCCGACGUCGGCAUGGCCAACCUCUUCAUCUCGGAGUCCAAACUGGAGGCCAUCGACAUGACGACGCCGUACAUGACCGACUACGCCUGCUACAUCGCGGCCGUGCCACCACCGCCGCCACGCUACCUGUCGCUGGUGCGGCCGCUCACCUGGCGCACCUGGCUGUGGACACUCGGCUCGUUCGCUCUCGUCGUGCCCGUGCUCUGGGGCCUGGCGCACGGCGGCGACGGCGCCCACAACCCGUUCCGCAGCUUCACCUACUCCUCGUUCUAUGCGUUCGGCGUGCUGAUUCAGGAGGCCAUGCACAGACUGCCGCGCCAGCUGGCCGCCCAGCUCUUCCUCGGCCUCUUCUUCCUGUUCUCGGUGGUGAUAUCGUCGGCGUACCGCGGCAACCUGAUUGCGUACUUGAUGGUGCCUGCGCCACCCACGCCGCUGGACACGUCCCGCCAGCUGCUGGCCAGCGGCCUGGAGUGGGGCGUGCGCCGCGCCGCGGAGUGGGAGAGCUGGUUCCAGAACUCGCCAGACCCGAUCGCCCGUCGCCUGGCCGACGACAUUCGCUUCGUCGGCAGCUUCCAAGAGGGCAUCCGGCGCGCGCGCGACACGAACUUCGCCUUCAUCAACUCCAAGCAGUCGCUGCAGUACCUGGUGGCCACCAACUUCACAGACGCGAUGGGUGAGGAGCUGAUGCACGUGUCGCGCGAAUGCUACAUCCCGUUCAGCGUGGCACUGGGCCUGCCGAAGUACUCGCCGCUCACCUCCAAGUUCAACCUGCUCAUCCGCAGGACCAUAGAGGCAGGCCUGGUGGACAAGUACUUUAAAGACGUUCUGGAGAGCGUGCGCACGCAGCAGGGGCGCCGCAAGGCUGCUCGUGAGAGCAGCACCCGACAGCAGCCUCUGAACAUCUCUCAUCUGCAGGCCCCACUCGGCCUGUACGUCAUCGGUCUGCUGCUGUCGCUGACGGCCUUCGUCGCGGAGGUGGGGCUGAAGAAACUGCACGCCACUGUUGCCACUGAAGUGACCACCAUCCCAGCCUGACCCGCUGUGGUGCCUACUGCGGCGGUCGCGUCACUUUGCAAAACUUGUGGGGGUAGAUGUGUAAAAUCUAGGAGCAAUGUUAUCUAACCGCAAACGCGAUUUGCUUCGACUGCGGACCGCUUUUCAAGUCAAAAACAUCGCAGCGGACAAAUUGCCAGUUGAACCUGAUCAAGUCGACGCUAUCACCACACCUGGCGGACAACUGUUUCAGAUGCUCUAGAAUUUGCACAGCCGCGAGUGCGUGCCUCCGUACUACCCCGGCUGAUAUCAUUGCUAACUAGCCCAAUAUCCCGAAAUUUAU
Molecule: messenger RNA, 1642 nt
Organism: Pollicipes pollicipes
Lineage: Eukaryota; Metazoa; Arthropoda; Thecostraca; Pollicipedomorpha; Pollicipedidae
Product: ionotropic receptor 21a
Exons: 1
Cellular component (GO): membrane
Molecular function (GO): ligand-gated monoatomic ion channel activity
Source: RefSeq, a predicted model, not a curated record